Messenger RNA from Pimephales promelas (fathead minnow), 3299 nucleotides. It is a transcript of the gene csnk1db, whose product is annotated as casein kinase 1, delta b. NCBI's taxonomy places the organism in Eukaryota, Metazoa, Chordata, Actinopteri, Cypriniformes, Leuciscidae. The record is from RefSeq and is a predicted model, not a curated record. Gene Ontology annotation, molecular function: protein kinase activity; ATP binding. Gene Ontology annotation, biological process: protein phosphorylation.
UGUCCACAUAUGAUGAAUUAAUUGGUGUUCGAGACAGUUAAUGAGACUGACCUAAUGAAACUCGCCCAGCGUUUCUCCCACGUGACUGUGGCGAGCGAGGCGUCGCCAAGGGGAAGUGACGUCACAGCGCUACGUUUGUGUCUACCACCACAGGAGAGAUACGACUACGAGGCCUUUGACAGCUGCGGCGGCGACUGGGGUCUGUUGUUAAAAUCCACCUCCAUCUUCUUUAUCCUUGGGGAAAAUGGUGACCAAACCGACAGGAGCAUAAUCUACAGACUCUAAGCUUUCACCUGAUCACAAUAUUGUGAAAUUCCGGGCUUUUAUAUAUUAGAAAAGGAAUGGUGAAAAGUGAACUCAGCCGGAAGAAUCCGAAUUCUCUUCAGGGUUUCGGGGGGGUUGGGGUCGCAUAGAGAUAUAUAGGAUCGUAGCAGUUAAAUAACGCGUGAAAAUAUUAACGUAACAUCGAAUUUAAGGGCUGACACCAUCUGGUUUAAUAGAAAUUAGCUGAAAUACAGUCGAGUGACUCCGUCGGGAGAAACCAGUAAACAGCGAUGGAGCUACGAGUUGGAAACAGAUACAGACUGGGUCGAAAAAUUGGAAGUGGAUCAUUUGGAGACAUAUAUCUGGGCACGGACAUUUCAGUCGGAGAGGAAGUGGCCAUCAAACUGGAAUGUGUGAAGACAAAGCACCCUCAGCUCCACAUCGAGAGCAAGAUUUACAAGAUGAUGCAGGGUGGAGUUGGCAUCCCUACCAUAAAGUGGUGUGGUGCAGAAGGAGAUUACAACGUGAUGGUGAUGGAGUUGCUUGGCCCCAGUCUGGAGGAUCUUUUCAAUUUUUGUUCCAGGAAGUUCAGCCUGAAGACUGUCCUGCUGUUGGCUGAUCAGAUGAUCAGCCGCAUUGAGUACAUCCACUCCAAGAACUUCAUUCAUAGGGACGUUAAGCCUGAUAAUUUUCUGAUGGGCUUGGGAAAGAAAGGAAACCUGGUCUACAUCAUUGACUUUGGUCUGGCCAAGAAAUACCGUGAUGCACGAACACACCAGCACAUUCCCUAUCGCGAGAACAAAAACCUGACGGGCACUGCACGAUAUGCAUCCAUCAACACACACCUUGGCAUUGAGCAGUCUCGGCGGGAUGACCUGGAGUCUCUUGGCUAUGUGCUGAUGUACUUCAACUUGGGCUCACUGCCUUGGCAGGGACUGAAAGCCGCUACCAAGAGACAGAAGUAUGAACGUAUCAGCGAAAAGAAGAUGUCCACCCCCAUUGAAGUUCUUUGCAAGGGCUACCCAUCUGAAUUUGCCACGUACCUCAACUUUUGCCGGUCACUGCGAUUUGAUGACAAGCCAGACUACUCUUACUUGAGGCAGCUCUUCAGGAAUCUGUUCCACAGACAGGGCUUUUCCUAUGACUACGUGUUUGAUUGGAACAUGCUCAAAUUUGGUGCUAACCGUACAGCAGAGGAGGCAGAACGUGAGAGGAGAGAGCGGGACGAGCGGAUGAGGCACAGCAGGAAUCCUGCCGCUCGAGGAAUCCCAGCAGCCUCAGGCAGACCCCGACCCACACAGGAUGGUGCUCCUCCCACCCCCCUCACACCCACCUCUCACACAGCAAACACAUCCUCACCGAGACCGGUCACUGGCAUGGAGCGUGAACGGAAGGUCAGUAUGCGGCUUCAUCGUGGCGCCCCAGUGAACGUGUCGUCCUCAGACCUGACGGGGCGGCAAGACACUUCCCGCAUGUCCACAUCACAGAAUAGCAUUCCCUUCGAUCACCACGGCAAGUAGUUGCGGGUAACGUCCUUGUGUGAAGGCAGGUGCACCAGUGCUGUGUACAGAUUGUCUCCAUGUCCCAGAAGCCUCCACUUUGCAAUAUGGAGCACGAUGGGCAACCUAACUACACAUGCCUGAUUGACAGCUCUUCACCAUCAGCUAAUAGAUAAGGCCGUCAGUCUCCUCCUCCUAUUGACCAAACCAAAAUGGUGUAGAAACCAACCUGACCUCUUUUCUAACAGGCUCUUUUUUUCUUUCUCAUAUUUUCUCUCCCACACUCUGUAAAUGUUCUAAUGAACAUGAGAGCUAUGGCCUGUUGUGAAAUCACACCAGUAGGUUGACCAAUCAGAGACUGGAUCACCCAGCCCCCACACCAUUGUCAUCUUAUGCGACCUUCCUUCAGUUACACUCCUAUACAUUCAGUGCUUCACAACUUUCUUUGGUUGAGGCUCCUCUUGUUUGAGGCUAAUGUAUCAUCUAUGUGGUUUAAAUGGGUCUUGUUUAUUUGUAUACUGGGUUUUCUUUUGUAUUUUAAUCUGGGCAACAGUCAUGAGGGGUUGUUAUGGGUUUACUUAACUUUUUUUUUUUUUUUAAUUUUAUUUACUCAAUACUCAGUGUAUUUAUUUUUUAAUAUACAUUUUAAUAGCCCUUUGGUGAGGUUCCUUUCCCUUGUUGAAGCUGGUGGUGUUGAAUGGAUGGCCAAAAUCUCAGCAUCAGCUCAUAGCAAACUGAAUCCACAGCGUCGUUUUCAGUCGUACACGUCCUCACAGAGGGAGUCUGUGAACCUCGCCCGUUUGUAAAAUACUGCUUCCCCCAUUAUUGUGUGUCUUCUGUUUCUAAGCUGUGAAAUAACUGUAAAAUAUUUGUGUAAAUGUUUCCAUGCAAUUCUUAAGAGAGAUUAUGAAAUGACCGCAGAUGGAUUAUGUCUGAAAGUUAUCACUAGUUAUUUUGAUCCACUCUUUCAUAAAGCCACAACAAUGAAGUGCCAGACUUUGGGGGUUUCAUGCAUUCUGAACUUGAACUUUGACUCUUGAGGAUGUUGUUUUGACUGAUGAAUGGAGAUCAUGCUUAGACCUGCAACGUGUCUUUUAAAAAGGACUUUUAUACUCUGAUGUAAAGGUAAUGGAUGCAAGUUGUGUUCUGAUGGCUCUGAUGGUAUUUUGGUAGUGGUAAAUCAUUUGUUGGUGAUAUCGAUUGUUUUUACAAAGGUUGAAAGAAUGAAAACAAAUCAAAGUGUUGCUCUGAUGUUAAUUGAUUUCCCCUUUUAUGAAAUAUUCCAGCACUGAUGUGGCUUUUCUGAUGCACCUUGAAAGCUGGUUUGGUCAUCUCGUUCCCUUGUCAUCUAUAACAGAGGACAUUGGCUACUUCCUGGGUAAAAAUUUUCAUCUGAUUCUCCCACUGUUUGAAGCCCAUGGCUUUUUGGGCUACACACACUUGUGGAAGUCAUGCCAAUUUGUCAGUCCUUUAAGAAUUUGUAUUACCACUGUAUUUGUGUAUUUUAAACAGUGUAAAUAAAUUACUUGUAUUUGC